GGUGAAAUGUUCGGGGGCAGAGUGCGCGAGCGGAAUGCUUAUUGCCGAUCGGCCGAGCCAAACCGAGGCGAGCUCGAAGCGUUUGCGCAUGCGUCGGUUUCGUAUAACUCGCUGAUUUCGCCUCAAGCUUAUUUAUUUCGAACCUGAGACUCGCCGCGCAACCACGUGCUACGAUCGCAGCUGCGACUCAACUCGGUCGGACUGUCUACUCGAGUAAUACACAAACGCUUCGAUAUUCGUUUCUCGAUAAAUUUUAUCGAGCGCAAGUAAUUCGUUUCGUUCGAAGGAAAGAAAGAAAAAAAAAAAAAAAAAAGAAAUUGAAUAGGAAUUGAAGAGAAGAUAGAGGAGCGAGAGGGAAAGGAGAAUAGAAGAAGGCGCGAUCGUGGACGCGGAGAAAAGAGAAAAGAAGGAAGAGAGGAGGGAAAUUUGCCGCGGUUGACACGAGCUGUUCGAGAAGCGAAUCUCGAAUUACCUUUUUUUACAGAAUCACUACGCCUCGUCGGUGCAUCGAACUUCUUCUAGAAGCUACUAUACGAUAACUGUGGGACGUUCCCGAGCUUAUCGAUUUUUCCUUUAGGGACAGUUUAAGGGGACUCUGUUUCGGUGCGGUGUGCGACCAUCGUUUCACCUUUGCUUUAGAGGAAGAGGAGGAAGAAAUUUCGCUGAAGCGAAGGAACUCGUUUAUUAUUUAUCCUACGAGUCUUACGAGUACGAAGAACAUCACUGUGAUACGAUUCGUCAGGAUCAGAUUUUUACACCUCUGUGAUCUGUGUGCUUUGUGAUAAUCAUAUUUAUUCUUUUACGAAGACUUUUAAAUUUAUUCGUAGCCCCGAUCCAGUAAUCCAUUAUUACGAGAGUCAUCGUAUUCUUAAUCGAGGACGAAUAGGUCAACGAAUAGAUCGGAAAAUCGAAUCGGACGGAAUAUCGGGCGUACGUUCGACGAGCUGAGGAAAAGGAAAAACCUAAAAGAAAGAAGAGAGAAGUUUCUCGAAGGUUUGCUCCGUAGACUCUGCUCUAGACCCGCUCGAAAAGGAGAAGCGCGGCGAGAGAGAGAGAGAAGGUUGUGACGAGAGAAAGAAGCCGAUUCGAGUGCGUCAUCUUUGAGAAAGGGAGACACUCGUUACACUCGUAACAGAUUUAGAAGGCGUACGGGACGAGUAAAACUUUGAAGGGAGAGAAGAGGAAGAUCGAGGAGAGAAUUUAGAAAGGAGACAGAGAACAAGAGGAUUAAACGGCGGAAAGGUGGGCCAGGUGGCGGGGAAAGGAAGGAAGGAAGGAAAAGAAAGGCGAGCUAUUGUCGAACCGAGGGAUAAAAACAAGGCGUUUAAAAACGGAGCUGGGAAAUAUAAAGGACGGGGCGACAAUAGAGAGGAAGAGAAGACACGAGUAUAUACCAUUGGUGAGGAAGAUGACCAAGAGCAAACCGUUGACCGCGCCUGAGCGAAGAACGAACGACGUGUUCGACGAGGAAUCGAUCGCGGUCCGAUCGAGAUGGCGAAAUCUCGCCGCCUUCUGGAUACUCGGCCUGUGCAACAAUUACGGAUACGUGGUGAUGCUUAGCGCGGCGCACGACAUCCUCGAGAGCAAGUUUGGAACCAGGGUGAGUAACAACGUUCCUCUUUCAUUUAUUCCGUCGACGAAUCAGCUUCGCUUUCGGGCCAGAAAGGGGAAAAGAGAAAGAGAACUCUGCUCUUUUUCUUUUUUCCCCGUCCUUCUUUCGUACCAAGAAACGGUAAAAAAACGGAAGGACGAAAAGGAAGGAGGAAGGCGAAUCGUUAAUUACAGUGCUCGACUGGCUACCUGUGUGUUAUUUUCCGCUGCAGGAUUCCUCGUGGUGUCGUUGAGCACUACUGAAUGGCUCGCCAUUCUGGGCGUCGUUAUAACGUCACUCUCUUCCGGUUUGGGAGAAGUUACUCUGCUGAGUUACAGCCACAAGUAUCCGAAACAAGUAAUCGCGACAUGGUCUUCCGGUACUGGAGGCGCCGGAAUAAUUGGCGCGCUAUCUUAUGCCUCCCUCACCACGUGGUUAAGCAACGAAGAUACAUUGUUACUUAUGUUAAUCGUACCGAUCAUACAAGGAAUCACUUUCUGGUUGGUUCUGGUCCAUCCGCCGCAGUCCAGUAUCCCGAUCACUAAGAACGGUAUCGACAGCCAAGAGCAAAUCAUUGAGAUCCCUAGGAAGAGCUUUAAAGAAAAGAUCAAUCUGGUACCGGGAUUGCUGAAGUAUAUGAUUCCUCUCGGGCUCGUGUACCUCUUCGAAUAUUUCAUUAACCAAGGAUUGUACGAGCUGAUCGAAUUCGACGGCAUUUGGUUAACUCACGCCGAACAAUAUCGCUGGCUUCAGGUGGAUUAUCAGAUUGGAGUGUUUAUCUCGAGAUCGUCCGUCAAUCUCGUCACGAUUAACAAAAUCUGGAUCAUGGCUGUGCUACAGUUUAUCAACGUUAUUAUUUUGCUGUUCGAGACGCUCUUCUAUUACUUGCCCAACAUUUGGAUCGUGUUCAUGUUCGUUUUGUGGGAAGGCCUUCUCGGUGGUGGGGCAUACGUGAAUACAUUUUAUCGAAUGUCCACCGAGAUUCCAAGAGCGGAUCGUAAAAUUUCCUUGGGCAUUGCCACGAUGGCCGAUUCCAUUGGAAUCGCGUUGGCUGGUUGGUUAUCUAUGCCGGUUCACAACGCCAUUUGCGGUCUGCCACAACCAAAACGAGUGGGAAGCUAGAAGACAGAAGUACGAAAGAAAAGUUAUUUUUUUUUCUUUUUUUUUUUUACUAACAACGAUUAUACGAAUGAGCACGAUCGUCAUGCCGUGAUAAACAAGUAUGUUAUUUAUUGUCGAAUCAUCUUCGAUCACGUCCACACGGCCUCGAAUAACGUCGAUAAUCGAGUGUAUAUAACGUCGUUCGUAAACCGCAACGGUUUACAAACACUAUGUACUGUCAGUUACAAUGUAGAUAUAGCGAAACGUCGAGACGAUCAUUUUCGAUCAUACCUCUCCGUUUAUAUUUAACUUUGAAACCGCAAAGUAUUCGAGCAUCGUUCGAAAUAUUAAUCGUAACAGUUUGUCGUCAUAUAUAUAUAUAUAUAUAUAUAUAUAUAUUUCUUUUUUUUCAUCCGAGAUGCGGAAAUGAGGACGAUGGUUGAAAAGUGUGGACUACGAUUCACAAUGAAGUGCUAUCGAUACCGAUGUUCCUGAAUGAGAAAAUUCAACUCGUUAGAUUGUAAGUUCGAUCGAUUCUGAGAUUUAUUUGGUACAAAUAUUUAAAAGACUAGGAACAGGAUUAUGUUACAACUGGUUAGAUUUUAUUUUGUUGUGAGUUUUCUUUUUUUUUUUUUUAAAGAAACGAAGAACGAAAAUACGCGACAAACGAGCCAGAAAUUGGAUGCAGACGAGGAAGUCUCGCCUCGAUUCAAAUGUAUUCGAUAGAAUUCGAUCCACGUGGUCGAGUGUCGCCGCUGAUACACUUGUUAAACGCGAUAGUUUACCGAUUAUGGUUACAAACACGUGUAAAUGCGUUUUUAUGAUGCGUCUUUUAGCUAUUAGGUUUUUACGCCGUUUCACGUUGGUCGUUCGAUGAUAAGAACGAUACCAGUAUUUAUUAGUUAGCGUAACGCAUCGAUUAUCCGCCGCUUGUCAUGGGUGGAUUCGAUGAAUGAAACAGCGAAUUCGAUUUACGAUAUUUUUUUUUCUUCUUUCUUUCUUUCUUUCUUUCUUUCUUUCUUUCUUCUACUCGAUUAUAUGGUUUUGGAAAACACACACUGGUAAAGAGAUUACCACUAUUUUUAAUUGUUUAAUUUCGCUUGAACCAUGAUGCACCAUCGCGUAUCUACAGUAAUCUACGAGUUGAGCGUUGUUUCUCAACGCCUCUUCAGAAAUCAACUCCACUUUCUUCCCUUUUUCAUAAAACGAGAGAAAAUUAAAUCGAAUUUUAAUAUCACAACGGAAAUUUUUUAAACAUUCCCUCGCGGACAGAAUAUUUGUUGGAACACGCGAAAGUAUUAAUUAUAAUCAUUAUCGAAUCGAAUCGCGGAUCAAACAUCUGGAAGGACAAAAAUUCGUCUCGACGAACGAGAAUUUCGUCGCUUUUCGACGCGAGAAAGGUCCUUCUUUCUCUCUUUUUCUUCUUCUUCUUCUUCUUUUUUUUUUUUCUAACAAAAUAAUUCGCCUCUUCCUAAAUACAUAUUGUAUAUGUGAUAUAUCGAUAAUACUGUUUCCUACAUUUAUUUUGAAAUAUAAAUAUAUAUAUAUAUAUAUAUAGUAUAUAUAUAUAUUUAUAUAAAAGAUAUUAUAUUGUUUACUACGUCGUAAUAUAUUAUAUAUUUGUCGUUGUAGAAUUGGAACUGCUCGUGACGCGUUUUUUUUAAAAUGAAAUGUUGCGGUUCGCGGUUUUCCCCAAUUUUAUUUUACUGUAUUAUUAUUUUUCCUUCCUUCUUUUUAUUAUAAUAAUAAGAAAAGAAAAAUUGAAACAAGGAAAAGAACAACGAAUGACGAAAGAGAAUAGCGUGAACAAUAAUAAACUGUAAUUGGAAUAACCAUGUGUAAUUUGUUGUUGUGUUAUUACGGAUUCGAAAUAAACGGUGAAAUCUUUUUUU
This is a messenger RNA of Apis florea (little honeybee), 4584 nucleotides long. It is a transcript of the gene Cln3, whose product is annotated as CLN3 lysosomal/endosomal transmembrane protein, battenin. NCBI's taxonomy places the organism in Eukaryota, Metazoa, Arthropoda, Insecta, Hymenoptera, Apidae. Gene Ontology annotation, cellular component: membrane; lysosome. The record is from RefSeq and is a predicted model, not a curated record. Gene Ontology annotation, biological process: regulation of intracellular pH; lysosome organization.